AUUAUGUUGUGCAACAAGCAGGAUCAACAGUUGACGGUUUAAGGAAUGUGUCAAACAGUCUGUCUUUUGUCAAGGACGCUGGAGUUAGUCAAAUCUUUCUACCGCAAUAUGUUCAAAACAACAUCGACUAGGUCUACGCCACGAUUAGCUCAGCUGCUGAAACUCUUGAAAGUGAAACCAAGAAGAACAAGAAGGAUAUCAUGAUUAUCUUAGACAUUGUGUAAGCACUUAUAGGCAAUUCAUUUAAGUUUUCUGAACUAUAGUGAACUUGUGAUGCAUGUCAUUAUAGGCUGGAUCUUUGAUGCCGUCACUUUUAUCGUAUGUGGUGCAUAUCUUGUUCUUCACAAGUAAGUAUGUCGAGCUGUACUAUUAUCUGUCCUAUUAUGCUUCUCCAUAUCUGAUGUUCAAACGCCUCCACGCCAACCUUCAAAUGAAAUAAAAAGAUAGAAAAGACUAAUAGGAAUAGGAAAACUAUACCCCUUUUACACAACGAAUCAAUACGUCUGUUACGCUGCCUCUACUAGGUAAUAACUUUAUGUUCUGAAACCUCCUUAUGUAGUGUUGUCUUUGACAUAUACUCCCUCCGUUUCAAUUUGUUCGUCUUAUGUUACUUUUUUAGUCUGUUUCAAUAUGAAUGCCUCUUUCUCUUUUUGGAAACUCUUUGAUAGCAACUUUCCACAUGGCAUGUUUAAGACCAAAAGAUCAAAGGGUAUUUUAGUACAUUCCACACAUCUUUAGUUUAAGACCACAAGAUUCAAAAGUCUUCUUUUUUGGCUUAAACUCCGUGCCAUGUCAAAACCGGACAAACAAAUUGAAACUGAGGGAGUACAAACUUUUGAUACUGUUAGUUUCUUUUUUGUUUGUUCAGUUAUAUAUGUUUGUCUAUCUAAGUGCAACGGGAAGACACAUGUGUGGCUAUGGAUGAUUUGGUCAGAAAUCCAUCGGGCUCAUACAACGCUCUGCUGCUGCCCACGAAACGCUGUCAUGGAGCAAAGAGGUCACCUACCAAUUGGUUGGAGUCGCUAACAGGGAUCAUCACCAAUGUUUCAAACAUCAAUCCUCCUUCGCUGGUCCACUGGUCCACUGGUCCCUAACCUCUGUAGUCCAUUUAAUUCGGACAAGACAGACUGGAAAUGUGCCAGCGGUAAAGUGGACUUAGCUAUGCCAAACAGGUUUGGAAGAAUUAUGUCUGCCAAGUUCCGAGAUUCAUGAUGAACGUCGUCCUGAUGUGGAACGAUACAGUAAGUGGACCUAACAUCCUUUUAGCUCUAGUCUCAGGUACAGUAAUGAUUGCGCUCCUUUGUUGGGUACUAUAUGCAAGAGAGAGACAUCACCAGAAGCAUGCCAAACUUGUCGAUGCUACGUAUGGUCAAGAAUCUUUCCCAGGGAAAAGCCAGCGGUGAUUUUUCAAUUAGUUUUGAGCAUCUUAGCAACAAGAUGUUCUUAUGUAUAUAGUAUGGCUGGCUAAUAUGUUCCUUUAUGACAAGUCGGUUAGGAACUUGUAGGGGAUUGUCCGGCUCCUCCAGCUUGAAGUGUAAAGUAACCGGUAGAGUUGGUGUCAUGUGACAAGGAGGUCAUGAGCUCAAGCAGUGGAAACAGCUUCUUGCAGAAAUGUAAGUUUGAUUUGGUACUUAAAAGCAUGUUAUUUUGAGCUGUAAUGGCGAAUGGUGAUGUUGAAGAACCUCUACUACAAGGCAAUGUAAAUUCAUCGAUAAGAUUUAGUGAUAUAAACUCAUUUAAGCGAAGGCGGCCUCAAUCUAGUAGGAGUUGUUGUACUAUUAGUCAUGCACAGACAAAUAAUGAGGAAUCACUUCAUUGCCCUGAGCUCAUUUCAACGAAGAGUUUUAGGCUCAGAGAUGUACUAUUGUUCUUGGCUGCCUAUAUAGGAGUCGGAGCGAUUUGCUUCUUCAUGAUAAGUGAUCAAAUCGAGGGCAAAAAGACGAAUGGGAUUCUUGAUGCAAUAUAUUUGUGUAUUGUUACAAUGACUACUGUUGGAUAUGGUGAUCUUGUACCUAAAAGCACGCUAGCGAAGCUUCUCGCGUGUGUUUUUGUGUUCACUGGUAUGGCUCUUGUCGGAUUUGUUCUGAGUAAAGCAGCGGAUAGUUUUCUGGAGAGGCAACAAAUCCUUUUCGUCAAAGCUAUCAAAAUGAAGAAAGACUGUAACAGUUCGACGGAGGUUUUGAAAGAGGUAGAAACGAACAUCGAGAAGUACAAGUUCGUAACUACUUUGGCAAUACUUGUGGUACUUACUGUGCUCGGAACAAUUUUUCUGUGCAAAGUCGAGGAUUUGAGUUUGUUUGAUGCUUUUUAUUGUGUUUGUGCUUCGAUUAGUACUUUGGGGUAUGGAGAUAAGAGUUUUUCGACGAAAUGGGGACGUCUAUUCGCUUCUUUUUGGAUAUUGAUGAGCACAAUUUGUUUGGGACAGUUAUUUUACUCCCUUGCUGAAUUAUAUACAGAACAAAGACGAAAAUCUUUGUUCCGAUGGGUUCUAAAUCGCGAGCUGACAAAUUCAGACCUGCAGGCUGCGGAUCUUGAUCACGACAGUGAAGUGAGCGCUGCAGAAUUCAUCGUUUAUAAACUUAAAGAGUUGGGGAAGAUAACUGAGGAAGACAUCUCUAUAGUCAUGGAAAGCUUCAAAUUACUUGAUGUUGAUCAUUCAGGCACAUUGACUGAAAAUGAUAUUGCACUUUUGCACUCGUUAUCGUCGCGAUCCAAAAGCUGAUAAACAUAUUAUGUUUUUGUUCAUAGAUGAUUGAACUAUGGACAUUGCACAGAAAUUUUUUUGUAACUUUCAAUCCUAUGCCUUGGUGUUUGGAAAAAAGAUCAUGUAUGUAUAUAUUUGAGAAGAAUGUAAGUUUAAGGCAUGUUAAAUUUACCA
Capsicum annuum is the source of this 2878-nucleotide messenger RNA. RefSeq names its product two pore potassium channel a. Gene Ontology annotation, cellular component: plant-type vacuole membrane. The transcript has 5 exons. The record is from RefSeq and is a predicted model, not a curated record. The coding region runs from base 1658 to 2722 and encodes 354 amino acids. Gene Ontology annotation, molecular function: potassium ion leak channel activity; calcium ion binding. Lineage: Eukaryota; Viridiplantae; Streptophyta; Magnoliopsida; Solanales; Solanaceae. Gene Ontology annotation, biological process: potassium ion transmembrane transport; stabilization of membrane potential.